AGUACAGUACAGUGAAGUAAGAGUGAGAGAGAACAAAAACAAAAACAAACACAAAGCAAAGCACAAAAAGCAAAAGCAAAAAACCAAAAAAAGAAUAAAAAUCGGUGGAGCUUUUAGAUCACAUUUCCUUGGUUUGCAAGCGCUCUCACUCUCACUCAAUGGAAUGUUAGAUUUGCUGUCUGAGAAUACCACAUUUCUCAGAGAGUGGGAUUCGGGUUCGCGUGAUUACUGGUCCUGGCUUUUCUGCAAUGGGAAAAUCACCUGGAAAAUGGAUCAAAGCCGUACUUUUUGGGAAGAAGUCAUCGAAAUCUAAUGUUUCAAUAGGAAGAGAGAAAUUUACAAAUGAGAGAGAGGUCUUGGUUUCUGCCAAGGCAUCGGAAGUUGGUUUGGGUUUGGAUCCUCCUGUGACUUCACAUCUGACCCCCAAUACAAUUGGUAGAAAUGUGGGGAGGUUGGAAUCAGAGAACAAGGAAGCUACAGACUCAUCGCAUGAUGGGGGAAAUGUUUUGCCAGGGAAUCAAGAGAUAGAUGAAGCCAGAUCCACACCCCAAGAUGCACCAUAUGAUCCUGAGAAGAUUAGGCUGGAGCAAGCUGCAACAAAGGCACAGGCUGCUUUUCGGGGUUAUUUGGCUCGCCGGGCAUUUUGGGCCCUCAAAGGCAUAAUAAGGUUGCAGGCACUUAUUCGUGGGCACUUGGUUAGGAGGCAAGGUGUUGCUACGUUGUCCUGUAUGCUGGGAAUUGUCAAGUUCCAGGCACUUGUUCGGGGAAGAAGGGACAGACAUUCUGAUCUUGGGCUUGAAGUACAUAAAAAAUGCAUUCUGGUUAAGCACCAGGAAAACAAGCCUGUGAUUCUUGUUGGAGUUGAUAUGUCUGCACGAAUUGCAAAGCUGUCCCCAAAUGCUUUUGUUCGUAAGCUCCUUGCUUCAUCACCAAAUGUGAUGCCUCUGCAUCUCCAUUAUGAUUCUCGGGAACCAAAUUCAGUCCCUAGCUGGUUAGAACGCUGGACAUCAUCCCGCUUUUGGAGACCAGUUCCACAACCAAAGAAAAUUGUGGACUCAAAAUCUCAGAGAAAGCAGGGUAAUGGUCAAACUGUAGAAGCUCAAAUAGUCAAGUCAAGGCGCACCACCCGGAGACUCCCUGUUUCCAAUGUUGAUGGUGCCUCAGUGCAAGCAACCUCUGAACCCGAGAAACCCAAACGUAACCUGAAGAAAGUUGCCAGCCAUUCAGUAGAUUCAUUACAGGAAAAUCCACAAUAUGAGCUUGAAAAGGUCAAACGUAAUUUGAGGAAGGUUCAUAACCCUGUAGUAGAGAACUCUGUCCAGCCAGAGGUUGAAACUGAGAAACCAAAGCAGAGUAUUGAAAAGGCAUUUACCAAUUCAAGUCAAGAUGUUUUAGAACGGGAAAUGAAUAAUUCUGCUGAGAAAAUCUCUGCUGAGAAAAUGAAAAGAGAGACAACCUUGACUAUGUCCAAAGUGCCUGAUGUAGAAACACCUCCUGAACCAUUAGCGAUGAAAGAGGUAUCUGACUUACCACAUAAUAGUGAUCAAGCUGCAGUGGAAUCAAAGCCUCUAACAGAGAGCUUUGGUAAAGAUAAAAAUACUUAUGGCGACGAAGCUGCAGUGGAGUCAAAUAUUUUAAUAGAGAGCAGUGCUAAAACUGAGAACAUUCCUAUAACAAAUGGAGAGCUGAGCCAAAAGGAAGAUUUGACUAGCAACGAGAAUCAGAAAUCCAGCCGGAAAGCUUCAAUUCCAGUAAAGCAAGAACGUGCAGAGAAUGCGUUACAGAGCAGUCCAACGUUGCCUAGCUACAUGGCAGCAACUGAAUCUGCAAAGGCAAAGCUGAGAGGUCAAGGCUCCCCAAGGUUGGGACAAGAAGUGGUUGAAAAAAAUAACGUCACAAGGCGUCAUUCUCUGCCCUCUUCAACUAAUAGUAAGAUCAGUUCACAGUCACCAAGAACACAGAGACCGGUGCAUUCUGGUGGCAAGGGGGGGAAAUAAAAGCGAAAGAUCUCUUGCGUCUUCAAGAGAUGGAAAUGUGAAGAUAAACCAAGCUGAGUGGAAAAGGUAACCUGUGACCAAAUUUGGGUCUUAAGCCUGAAUGUUUUCUAUGGUGUCAGUAUAAAGAAGAAUUUGGAGAUUUGUUGAUGUCUUACAAAGUUGAUCAUAAGGAGGUUGAAAUUGAUCUGGGAGUUUUUGGUUUGUGUUUGCAAGUCUUCUGAACUGUAAUUGGGACUGUAGUUGGAGGGUGUGUGGGGCCGAGAGCCUUUACUGAUUUUCCUGCAUUUGGGGUGUUUCUGAGUGAAUGUACAUCAUAGGUUUUGAAGUUUCUUGUGUUAUACUUUAAUUCUGACUUUGGUCUGUGUUGACAUGCUUUCUGGCUGUUCAUAGUGUAUUUCAUAGUGGUUAUGAUCUUUAAAUGCACCUUAGUUAUGUUUAAUGUUUUA
Messenger RNA from Quercus robur (English oak), 2443 nucleotides. RefSeq names its product protein IQ-DOMAIN 31-like. Gene Ontology annotation, molecular function: protein binding. The transcript is spliced from 8 exons. The record is from RefSeq and is a predicted model, not a curated record. The coding region runs from base 249 to 1997 and encodes 582 amino acids. Lineage: Eukaryota; Viridiplantae; Streptophyta; Magnoliopsida; Fagales; Fagaceae.